Microthlaspi erraticum is the source of this 306-nucleotide messenger RNA. Lineage: Eukaryota; Viridiplantae; Streptophyta; Magnoliopsida; Brassicales; Brassicaceae. The record is from the annotation of a GenBank genome assembly.
AUGGAAUCAUACAAGGAGCUCACUUGUGAGUUCUUGGCUUCGAUGAGGUACCACGAGUAUGAUGAGCUCGAUCGAGCUGACUUGGAUCAAGGAUUGGGGUGGAUCACAUUCUUGGCUAAUGGAGUCAAGAGGAUGGUCACUUUUAGGCAGUUGGAGAUCUUGUUUGGCUUCAACUAUGGAGAAGGGACUCAAUGGGACUUCAAGGAAAGUGAGCUCCAAAGUGUUUGGGCCACAAUUGCUGAGGGAGAGUACUCCUCCUCAAGGUCUAAGGCUGCUCAAAUCAGGAGUCCAGUGCUGAGGUAUUGA